Messenger RNA from Sordaria macrospora k-hell, 1965 nucleotides. RefSeq lists its product as uncharacterized. NCBI's taxonomy places the organism in Eukaryota, Fungi, Ascomycota, Sordariomycetes, Sordariales, Sordariaceae. The record is from RefSeq and is a predicted model, not a curated record.
AUGGACAACCAAGAAGGGUUCGACGAUGGGUUCGACCAUUCGUUAGAAAAGCGGACUAUCAAGGAAUUCUUCGAUAAGCUCUUCAGCCCGUGGUGCAAGGCUUUCCCAAAGUCACUGGGAUGUCCUAAGCCAGAAGAGCCAAUGGAGGAGACACCGCCGGCCACGACGCCAACACCAACACCGGCACCGGCACCUGUUGCAACCCAGCCUCCUGCAGUUGUAGCACCACCGCCGGCCGAAACAAAGCCCACGAGUCCUCCCGUGGUCACUCAACCACCGGUAGUGGUAGCACCACCAGCCACUACUGCUCCCGCAGUCGUGAAGUCUUCAUCAACAACUAGCAUUACGCCACAACCAACGAAGGAACCCGAACAAGCGCCGGUAUCAAAUCCUGGGUCGGGGUCAAGUGGGGGAUCUGGGCAGGGCAACGGAUCAGCAAGCGGUUCUGGUUCAGGUGGCGCGGAUAGCAACUCCGGGAAUGCUGGAAAUGGAGGCUCCGACUCUGGUCACGGAAGCGCGGAACCUGUCGGAUCUGAUAACGAUAACAACGCCGCCGUCCCACCACUGAGCGUGACUUCGGAUAAAGCUGAAGUACAGCCCACGGCUACUUCAGGCAGCCAUGCUGGGAACGGAUUUCUCCCUGGAAAGGUCCUGCUCGCCGCUCCAGCGCCGGUUGCGAGUCACUCAUCCGAGUCGGGCGACAACACCGCUGGGGAUGAGAGUGGUGAUGCUAAGAAUGGAGAUAACAAGGAUGGGGAUAGCAAGGAUGGGGAUAGCAAGGAUGGGGAUAGCAAGGAUGCGGAUAAAUUGGUAGAAGGUUCUCAGCCUUCGCCUACUUCCUACCAUUCGGCAAUCCAGCAUAACGACCAAAGCAUUCCUACUACGCUCUCCACUGCAUGGAUCGCCGCUGGCACCCCCACAAGCAUUCCGUCAGGGUCAUCGGGAGAGAGCACCGUCCCUGGACAAGUAGCUGGAUCUGAUGACCCCUGGAACCCGGAGCUCAACCCUACUCCCGGCUCAACCCACACCCAAACUGGCGGAGGCGCAACCGCAAGCGAGACUCCCGCCGUGGACGCGCCCAAGACCAGUUCCACGGGUCUCGUAUCUGGUAUUGCCGGUGGCGUCAUCACCAUCGUGAUCCUCUUCCUGGUCUUAUUCGUCCUCCUCUUCAAAUACCGCCGCCACCCCCGCGUCCAAAACUUCCUCAUCAAGUACACCCCCCUGAAAGUAGCCGCCUACACCAAGCGUGACAAGAAACGUUCCUCCAUGGGCAAAGGCCUACUCUACGAAGAUGAGCCAUCCUCACCCACCUCACCCACCAUGCAAGAAAAGGGUAAAAACAUGAACUACGGCACCAUCCUCCCCGCCCCCGUCACCCAGCCCAACCCUACGGCCUGCCGCUCCCCCACCAGAACCAACCAAACACCACCACCGCUCAUCGACACUAGCACCCACAGUGCUGGUGCCAGCGUCGGUGCCGGUGGUGUCAGGUCCCCAAGGUCACCCAGGUCUCCAACACCCGAUGGAUGCGGCCACAGCAUGUUCGAGCGCUCGCCCACCGGAAUGUCCGAUUACUUCCCUCAACCGCCCUCUCCCACACACUCCAACCACUCGCGCGACGCGCGCAACAGUGUGGACUCGCUCGGCGGAGUUAGUAUCGCCAGCAGCGGCAUCUUUUCGCCGAGCAUGAUGUCCUGGACCAUCCCACCUUCUACGGCCGAUAGCGCUACCGUUUCCUCCAGGGCCUCGCCGCCGAGUACAAGCCAUAGUCAGGCAAUGCACUUCCAGCCGUUGCAGCCUACGCCGCCUAUGCCUGUGCCCGGGAGCCAGAGGCAUAGUCUGAAGAGGGAGUCACUGGUGCUGGGGUUGAAGAGGAUGUCUUUGUCGAAACAAGCGAGCCCGAGGGAGGGCCAGGCGGGACCGUCGAAUUGGCGGGAUAGUAGACCUGAUUCGUGGGGGUUCUGA